CGUUUUUGUAUUCGUAUUUUUCAAAUAUUUUUUUAUUCAGCCUUCAAAUUAUUUUUGAAAGUAUUAGACUUUUCCUUGUACCCAUUCUGAUGAUCGAAAUUGAGAGACCUUGGAGGUCAAAGUCAAAAUCACCCGAAAGGGCAACCAUUUAUAAACGAGUGAUGGUUUGGGCGAAGAUGAGAUUGUUAGACCAUAUAGAUAAUAAAAAUGUGAAAUUCCAGAACAUAGAAAACUUAGGUCUAUCAAUGAGGAGCAAUUGGUACGAAACAAUUUGGUGAAGAGCUAGCUGGGGCUACAGCUCCACACCAAGAUUUCACGUCCUUAGCUGUUGGGAGUGUCUUCUAGUCAUGGGAAAGCAGAAUAGCAAGCUCAAGCCUGAAGUUCUUGAGGAUCUCAAACAAAAUACGGAAUUCUCAGAUGCCGAGAUCCAGGAAUGGUACAAGGGCUUCCUGAAAGACUGUCCGUCCGGCCACUUGUCCGUGGACGAGUUCAAGAAGAUCUACGGUAACUUUUUCCUUAUGGGGACGCUAGCAAAUUUGCCGAACACGUGUUCCGCACAUUUGACGCGAACGGAGAUGGUACCAUCGACUUUCGGGAGUUCCUUUGUGCUCUCUCGGUUACUUCCAGAGGGAAGUUGGAGCAGAAACUCAAAUGGGCGUUCAGCAUGUACGACCUGGAUGGGAAUGGGUAUAUUUCUAGGCAGGAGAUGCUAGAGAUUGUUACGGCUAUCUACAAGAUGGUGGGCAGUGUCAUGAAAAUGCCCGAGGACGAAAGCACGCCCGAGAAGCGCACCGACAAGAUCUUUAGGCAGAUGGACCGUAACAAAGACGGCAAACUAAGUCUCGAGGAAUUCAUAGAGGGUGCCAAAAGCGACCCUUCUAUCGUCCGACUACUACAGUGUGAUCCACAUACGCAGUAGUCUACUUCUGAUUCCUAAAUGUCCCCAAAUCACGCCUCCGUGAAGCUCCUCCUUCAAUGGGAAGGGCUGCGGCGUGAUCCUAGCCUCAUACAUCUCUAGGCCAAUCGAUCGGUGGAUGCAGUGUGAUAACCCCUCAGCUAUCUUUAGGCCACGCCUUCCUAAAGAUCCACAUACUAAGAAAACGGCUGCAACGAUUCUUUCGGUGGAUGCAGUGUGAUCGCGCCUUAAUUAUCCUUAGGUCAUGCCAUCGUGAAGCUGCACCUUCUGUGGAAGGCCACGCCACGCCCCCUAAAGCGCCGCUUACUGGUAGAGGGGCUACUAUGAUUCGUUCGGUGCAUGCAGUGUGAUCGCGCCCUAGGCCAUGCGUCUAAGCCUCAUCCUUAGAGUGAGGGGCUACAGUGUGAACCCUACCCUAUGUGUCCCCGCCUUCCUUUAGUCAUGCCCGUCUGCUGCUGAAGCUCCGCCUUACUAGGGGAACAGUACAACUCGGUUGCUUCGCGGACAGAUGCGCAUCUAGAUUCUAGACUCUCAAGAACUGAGCAGGUUGCCGAGUGUUAUCGUUCUCGCUUAUCGAAUGCGAGGGUUUCUGAUAUCAAAUGGAGAAGAGGUCUAGAUCUAGAUGUCUAUUAGACGUUUUGUUAUGUUGUAACGUGGUGCUGCAUAAAUCCUAAUCUAAAAUACUAAAAACAGAGAUAAUGAGAACCAAGCAAAAGUAACUUUUAAAUAUGUAUGGAACCUCAAAAAAUAUGACAAACGCAAUGAAAAAGAAUGAGCGAACUGUAGCAAUUGAAGCGCGUACUACCAGUUCAAAUAACCGCUCACAUGAAGCGUUAAAGUUCAUUGGUUUUUAGAAUGCGACAACGUCUGGCACCACUGACACAUGUUUUGUACUUCAGUAGAGUUUAGAGAAAAACGUUCCUAUUUCAUUAGAUAUUAUCUGUUUCAUUAUUCUUUCGUGAUAUUGAACUGAAAAUUUAGUUUUAAUAAUAUAAGUAUUAUAUUACUAGAGAAGUGACGUAAUCUUAUAGGCGAUAUCUAAUAUGUGUAUUGGUUUGUAUCAUAGUGAUACAAAUAUAUUUAAAUCUGUUUCUGUAAGGUUUUUCGAAUUCGCACGGAUUUCUAAUUUAUUAUAACGACAAUAAUUUAGGGAAAAUGAUCGUUAUCUCUCUGUGGAGUGACCGAGGCUGUCAAACAGAAUAUGCAGGGUAAGUCAUUCAAACUAACAGUUACCUGAAUAUUGUUCAAAUCCGACAUAAAGUGGAUGUAAACACAGUCAUGGAAGUUGGACAAGGUCAAAGAGUGCAACUAAUAUGAGUAAAAUAGCAAGAUUUCCGUCGGAUCUUUGCGAUUGACCCAAAUAUUUUGAUAUUGAUUCGAUAGACUAUUAUACCGGGUGUUCGCUAUACAAACAAGCUUGUUCAAGUCUUUUUAAAUAAUUUCUUGGGAAAUAAAUUAGCCAAUAACAGAUACAUUUGUUUUCGAGAAGUACAAAAAUAUUCAGAGGCAUUGGAAAAAUCUUCAGGACCUCCAAAGAGACACCGUUAUUGGAUUUUUCUGAUUUUUCAUUUGGUGAAAUCAAUUUUAUAUAUUAUUUAAAAAAUGUUUAAUUUGGCCACGUUUUAUAACAGACCCCAAUAAAGAUAUUGUUAUGAUUGUUAGCUUGGAUGAUUUUUUCUGUGAAAAUAAUAUCCCAAAAUUAUUUCUCCUUCCCAGGCACCCUCUAAAUGUGAAAGACAACAGACUUUUACACCUUUUGCGUUUGCAUACCUUACUCUCUGCGUCAAACUCUUGUGUGAUCGCGAGGAAUUUUGGCAACGUCCCAGUUUGACAAGUUCAGUAGCAACAAUCUUGAAUUUUACAUUAUAAAAACAUGUUUUAUAUAUUAAAUUUUUGUACCUUUAAACUAUAUCUUAUUUAGGAGCCACAUUUUGGGACUGAAACAGUAGACUUUGAAAUUCUUUACAAAUGACGUAACAUUACGGACAAGAAUAGUUAAAACGAAAACCUGUCGGGUUAAAAAACAAAGGUACGUUAUCAUUCCAAAAAAUGUAAUCAAACAAAUUUUUGGACCUCAUAGAAUAUGCUUUUUAGCUUGUCAUAUUACUGAUGAAAUUGUUCUAUAUCUUAUGUUCAAUCACAUCUAAAUACUUUAUGUUCGGUGUGAGAUUUUCAAUGUAUUAUUAUUAUUAUUGUUGUUUGAAAAUAGAGAUUAUUAUAGUCAAGAAAACUCAUUUUAUGAUAUAUUAUUCAGUUCUAGAUCUCUGACUCCUUAUUAGCCUGUUUAGCCGAUCUACUUUCCCUUUGUGUGGUUUAUAUAUCGCUCACUCUGAGUGUCAAUUGUCAACCGAAAACUGAGGAUCUAGCUAAACCCUCGCAUAGUUUUAGUUAAUUUAAAUUUAAGCUAAGAGAUUUUUGACUAUAUUCUAGGGGAAGAUUUGUUAUGAUUUCCGUAGAAAGUUCAUCAAACUGACAACAUUGCAUGAUGUUAUCAACCGGUUCGUUAGAAAGUACGUUGAAGCAAAGCUAUGGGAUUGGUUCAUACCGUAACGCAAUGUUGCCAGCUUGACCAGCUUUCUACGGAGAUCUAAGGAAGUCUUCCAUUCUAAGUAGUGAAUCCAGAUUGAACUUUUCCAAGAUCGAAUAUUUUAAAACGCUUAUUAGGAAUUGUUAAAUCGAAGUUUCUGUAGUACAUUUCCUCAAAACGCUUUUGGAAAAGUCCAGCCUGGAAAAAACAUGGUACUUACUGUAAUGAGAUAGGUGAACAUGGCCCUUCAAAAUUAAUGGAUGUAGUUAAAAAAAAGGAUAUAUUUGAUAUAAAAAGUAAUUGAAAGAAUUAAAAUUAUUCUGUUAUAUGUCUCAAAACAUAUGGACAAUGUGGGCAAAGUUAUUAUUGAAUUAUUGGGUGAGUUGAAGCAUGAAGGUUUCGUGCCUUUUUUUUUCAUUUCACAUGUGUAUCCUAUUCCUAUCUCAUUAUGUUAUUUACCUGUCAGUUCGAUUUUCUCAAAACUUCUUCGAUAAACUUAUAUCCCAACUUUUUCUCUUCUCUAAGAUAAUAUUGUAACUAUCUUUCUCGAAUAUUCCUACUCUCUUACUCUUCAGCUAUAACAAUUAAUGUUACUGUUUUCAAAGUUUUUAUGUGAUUCAAGGGAAGUUGAAUUUUUGAGUGUAGUCUGAUGAUACCUAUUUUGUCGUGUUUACAGAUAGCUCUAAAGACCUUUGCAGACAAUCUUGCACAUUUUAGAUUAUAGCAUGCUACUCUCAUAUGCCUCACAAUUUUGAGAGCAAGGAAACAGUUUGGCAACAGUACAAUAGAUUUGUGGAGCUUCUUUUCCAAAAAACCAUUGUGACAAACCACGAGGUUGGAAAAAUAACACGUGGUAUUUUUUAAAUAUUAGGCAUACAGUAUAAUCUACAAUGUAAAUAAAGUGUACUGAAUGCUCUGCAAUGGUUUUUAUAACUAUAUAGUUACUUUUAUACGGCGCUAGAAAUGGCAAAACAAAACAGUAAGCGACCGAUUUAGGGUUUUUUCGAUGUAGUUAAGAGUAGUUUUAAGAGGUCGCUUGUCUACGACAGCUCGCCAUAUUUGUCUGCAGUUUCUUUGCCAAGCAAUAGUAAUGUCUCUUUCCUUUAUAGAACAUCAAAUAUUUGGAGCAGGAGAUAUAGAAUCAUACUUCAAAAUAUUCCUCUCCUCUAUUUUCUGUCAACCCUUAAGUUGGACCAUUGGUUAACGUAUUCUACUUGAAGAUAUUCAUUAAUGUAUUUAGGCAUCUUAAAAGGGACCUGGAAGAUACUAGCGCUAUCUAUGAGGUAGUAAUAAAUCACAAAAAUCAAUUUAGAACUAUACUUGAGGAAGAGUUAGAGUGUUUGCUUUUGCUACUGUUUCAGAUAUGAUGUUUCCAGAUAGCACAAGCACGUGGAAAUAACGUUGCAAAGUGGAAAUGACCAGAAAUGACGAGGUGAAUGACUUAAAAGUAACAUAAAAAUGACCUAAUGUCACAUGCCGAUGACGUCAUAUGGCAGACGUCAAUAAUACGUUUAUUAUGUAUAAUGAAUAAUCAGUUUUAGCUUGUUUAAAUAAUCAUAUAUUGUGCUACCAGUAGUAUUACAUAGAUAUAGCACCAUUGCAAUUCUGGCUCGAUGCUGCUCGCCUAGCGAUGAAAGACGACCUAUUACUCAUCUCUCACUUUGCCAUUUCGCGUGACGUUUGGGAUCGGAAUACUAUGCUAGGGUUGCCAUUUCUAUACACAGUACGUGGAGGUUGGAGUAACGAGACGCGGCCACCAAGUACAAAUGGCGGAAGCGAGAAAGAAUAACGUCGAUUACAGCGAUCCACGAUUGUCGUUCACUAUCUAUUGUCACUCGAUACAGCGUUGCUAGAUUAAACGUAGAAACACUUCCAAGAAUACUUAAUACAUUGGAUAGCUAAAAUGUGAUAUAUAUUUUUUGUUUUUUUAUGUUCUAUCUAAACGUUCGUCCAAUAAGGUCAUUUUUUGUUCAUUUUGCACUCGCACUUAUUCUUAAAAAUCAUUAAAUAAUAUAUAUCGAAUCGCUAGAAAUGUAAAAGAGAAAUGAAAUAUUAUACGGCAACACCGUAAUAAUUUGUUAUUUUAAACAACUUUGGGUUGGUUUGAGUAAACGUGAUGCGGGAUGAAAUGAGACAAUUAUUUCUCUGACUUGAUCCGUUUUGAAUCGGAGAGAUUGAUUCUAAAUGAACAAAAAAAUCAUACGUAUGGGUGAUCACAACGUCAAUACACGUACACAACUGGUGAGUAGACGUCAUUACUACAUCCAUAUUUGGAUCAAUCACACCAGUUGACGAGUUAUUACCAGAUUUCUCGACGUCAUUCUGACGUGCUUGUGCUAGCUGAGGCUAGGAUCUUCAAUCCCUUUUAGGCGUGUCGAAUACCUAUUUUAAUUGGGUAUGUUUAGGCAUUGAUUAACGUUUUUCACCUGAAGAUACCAUUUUAAAUUAGGCAUUAGAGAGGCGUCAAAAGCGACUGAGGAUCUUAGUGGCAUCUAUCAGACAGUAACAGAACCAAUGUAGCUCUGUUUCAGUUUGAUUUUUGAAGUCAUUUUUGUGUUCUGUUACUGUAGAUGGCACUAGUAUGUUUCAUAUCGCUUUUGGGACGCCAGAAUACAGUAUGUGGUUGGGUGCCUCCAAGUAGAAUACGUUAAUUAAUGAUUUAACACUUUUUUUUACAAAAUCAGUGUGAGCCGUUAUAUUUCCUGCACCAAGCCACUUUUCAAAUUUCCAUGUAACAUAUAGUGUAUUUUAUUUUUUUAAAUGUUGAAUAGUAGAAAUUACACACCGUUUUUCGGAUUGUCCUUGUAUACCUGCACUCAUUCACUGUGGUAUUUCAUAUAAGAAGAAAAAACGAAGAAACAAUUUCUUAUGUGAAGCCAAUCGCAAGAAAAAUUCAGAAUUGUUUUACACAAAAUGCUUAGAAGUGCCAUAUAUGAAGUUUAGUCAAUAGGCAAGAAUCUUUUUGUGUAAAAAUUGUUAUAUUUCUGAUUGGCAUAGGUGUUAAGAUUUUUGUUAAAAUAAAUGUACAUUCAAUGAAAAUGAAACAAAAUCCUCGACUAAGCUAGUGUUCCAAAAUCUGUUUGCUGACUAGGCUGUUUUAUUAUACUUAUUUGCUUACUAUGACGGUUUGUUUAGCAGUAAGUCAAAUUUAAAUAUCGAUUUGGCAACACUGCCGUAGUUUUUUUAACCAAUGGCGAUACAGUUAUGAUCUACUGUCAUUUAAACUGUCACUUCAAUCUCAGUUCACAUGGUUACCCGAUUUUUGAUAGAUUUGAUAUAAAUUGACUGACCCCCUCUUAACUUUUUGGUAUGAACUUUUAGAAAAAAAUCUAUGUAUAUCAAAAGGUGUAGUGCUUAAUAUAGAGUUUUUCAGGAAAUGUCUCAGAAAAAUACUCUCGAAUUAAGUUUUUUUUAAAAUUAAUCAAUCUGUAUAUUUUUAGUUAAAAUGAUAGAGCUUUUUUUCGUUUUAAAAAUACAUAUAGUCUAUUAUGCUUAUUUCAUUACUUUAUCCAAACGCUUGAAUUUUAUUAAAUCAUAAUGUAUCCCAACCCUAUACCAUAUUGCAUAAGCGUCUAGAUGCAAACUAGUUUGAAUUGGAAUAGGUACACAUGAAUAAAUGAAACACAAAAUUUGAGUUUUUGCUCAAACUAAUGAAAAUAAGUAUGAACUAUAUAUUUGGAAUCCGAAAAAAUUCAUUUACGCUAAAAUUAUACAUUUGAACGAAUUGAACUUCAUUCCAUAGCAUUUAUCUGAGCCAUUCUGUAUGUGAAAAUGAUGUUGCAUAUAAAACUUUAUAUUAGAUCCUACAACUUUAGUAUAUAACUUUUUUUUUCUAGAUACUCACUAUAAAGCGAGACACACUGUACAUCUUUGAUUUUGACUAGUGUUUUCAAGUAGCUUAUAACGAAAAAUUGUGUGAACUAGUUUUGAAGGUUACAUAUGUGAUUUAUUUUAUGACGUGUUGAAAAAACGAGGCCUAAAAAUAUACUCAUUGGAGUAAUAUCUAAACCUUCAAUAGACGUUUCUUUCAGUCACUUCCAAGGUUGAAACAACAAACCAAAUACUUUUGAAAUCAAGAAAAUAAUGAGGUGAUUUUAAACUUUGCACUCAGACUAAAGGAUCAAGGUCUAUAAGCAGUGUUUUCGGUCCUCGAAAUAACUCACUUUCAAGUUGAAAGUGUCCAUUACAUUUUUGGCAUUUAAAUAUUCUUUAAUGUAUAUUAACAUUCUUAUUUUUAAUUUCUUACUUGAUUGAUCUUUAAAAGCUCAAAGUUCACCAUUUUGGCAUUUUUGUUCAAAAUUCCAUAUUUAACUUACUGUAUGUUCGUGUUAUAUGAGCUCAAUGUCGCAACACUUUCUACUACAAAUCUAUAUUAAACUACACUAAGACACAAACCAUAUAUAAAAAUGAAAGUGUUGCUUCCCUGCGCUCACAAUAAAACCAAAAGUUGAAAUACACACAAUUGUAAUAAGACUUCUACUUUUUUUUUAAUAUACAUACAGUGGAGCAACACUUCACUUUUAUUUUUGUAUAUUUUGUGUAUCCGAUAUUUUAUUGUGUUACGACCAUAAUCUCAUAUAAAAAUGCUAAGUUAAUUAUUUGAAAAUGGCCUAAUUUUUGAUAAAAAAGCCAUAAUUGCGAACGUUAGGCUCUAAAAAUACGUAAGCUAAGAUAUUAAAAUUCAAGGAUUUCAUCAUUUAGAAAUAUGAACUUCUUCCACCCCCCCACCCUUUAUAGACCCUGAUCACUUUUUGACUUUGACAGCUGACCCUUAAUAGCUAGUGUCCUUACAUAAGGGCUUCUUGUAUUUCAGUAUAUAUGUUCUUAGAACCUUGGAAGUUGAUAGCAUCAGUACUGUUCUAAGUAACAAAUGAAGUUAAAAAAUAGUUUCUGUAUAUAGGGCCGUCCAAUAGGCCUUAGUUUUUCGGGACACAACAUUUUGUUGUUCCAUAACACGCAAAUACAUAAUGUAGACAUGCGAGAUCGGAUUUAUGUAAAUCUCCACUAUCUUGAGAUUUUUCCCUUCCUUACUGCGAGAUUGUGGUUUUAUCAGAUAAACUUACUUGUCUAUUAUACAUGUAAUAUCAAAAUAAACAUUGAUGAUAAACAUUAAUCAAAUGUUAUAUAAGUAA
Molecule: messenger RNA, 8575 nt
Organism: Acanthoscelides obtectus
Lineage: Eukaryota; Metazoa; Arthropoda; Insecta; Coleoptera; Chrysomelidae
Source: the annotation of a GenBank genome assembly